Messenger RNA from Lolium perenne, 1529 nucleotides. The record is from RefSeq and is a predicted model, not a curated record. Lineage: Eukaryota; Viridiplantae; Streptophyta; Magnoliopsida; Poales; Poaceae.
GACUGCUCCAAGUUACGAGAAUCGUAGUGCUGGCCAAGAACACAAAUCAAGCAGAUGGUUCCAUCAUGGACCGAGGCUGUGGCGCGCUGCCUGGUAGCAAGAUUUCUCAACCGAUUCGUAUCCAUCGGCAGCUUGACAUUGCUCGAAGAUGGAGGCAGCACGUUGAGCUUCGGCGAUUCCAGUGACGAAUGCCAAGUAAAAUCGGCUCUGCGAGUUCAUGACCCCGUGUUCUACUGGAAGAUCGCAACGGAAUCUGACCUUGGUUUGGCAGACGCCUACAUCAACGGCUGGUGCUCUUUUCUCGAUGAGAAAGAAGGCCUUCUAAAUCUUUUCCUGAUUUUCAUUGCCAACAGAGACAAGAGCAGUAGCAGCAUUGUCAGCAAAAGAGGCUGGUGGACACCCAUGAUUCUAACAGCUGGGGUGUCAUCUGCAAAAUAUUUCUUGCGCCACCUCUCGAGGAACAACUCCGUAACACAAACUCGUCGAAACAUCUCACAGCACUAUGAUCUGAGUAACGAUUUCUUCUCGCUUUUUCUGGACAAAUCGAUGACGUACUCCUGUGGAAUUUUCAAGAAAGAGGACGAAAGCUUAGAAGCAGCCCAGCUACAUAAACUGAGCCUUCUAAUUGACAAGGCUAAAGUCCAAAGGGAUCAUCAAGUUCUUGACAUCGGAAGCGGCUGGGGAAGCUUAGCGAUACAGUUGGUCAAGCAAACUGGCUGCAAAUACACUGGAAUAACUUUGUCGGAGGAACAGCUUAAAUACGCCCAGAGGAAAGUGAAAGAAGCUGGAUUAGAGGAUCACGUAACUUUCCUGCUGUGCGACUACCGUAAAAUACCAGCUCGCAAAUAUGACAGGAUCAUAAGCUGCGAGAUGAUCGAACAUGUUGGCCAUGAAUACAUGGAUGCAUUUUUUACCUGCUGCAAGUCUCACUUAACUGAAGACGGCAUAUUUGUCCUCCAGGCCAUCACAAUGCCCGGCGAACUCUACGAGGAAUAUAUUAGAAGCCCAGGCUUCAUAAAAGAAUAUAUCUUCCCUGGGGGGUCACUUCCUUCUUUGUCCCGUAUAAAGUCUAUUUCCGCUUCAUCUGGGCUCUGCAUAGAGAACCUCGAGGAUAUUAAUGGGAACCAUUAUUACCGAACUCUCAGAAGCUGGAGGAACAACUUAAUGGCCAACAAAGAUGAAAUUUCGGCACUGGGCUUUGAUGACAAGUUCAUCCGCACAUGGGAGUACUACUUCCUAUACUGUGCAGCUGGUUUCAAGACGCAAACACUUGGAGAUUGCCAGGUUGUAUUUUCUCAUGCGGGAAGCGAAGCUGGCCCUGGAUUUGAUGACUGAUGUAUGAUUCUAUAUGACUUGUCACACAUAUCCGGGCAAGACUCUGCGUGGCCUGAAAUAGGCGCACGUAUAUUACCGAGUCAGUUCUUCCAAGACAAUCCCAGCCAGGCUCAUGGUGGCCUAAUAAGUGAUUUUUACCUAUGUUGCUUAAGUGGUACACUGUUUGAUUUGUACCGGAAGUAUGUAGUUGUGCA